AUGAGCUUUGGAUUUGGAGUCUCAGACUUCAUAACUCUUGCAACUUUCACAUGGCAGGUUGUCGAGCGAUGCAGGUCUUCGACUGCGCAAUUCAAAGACAUUUCUCACGAAGUUAGCAACCUUCACUUCGUCCUCAAACAGAUUGAGAAGCUUUUGAAACAGAGCACAUUAUCUCCGGAAGAACAGUAUGAGCUCUCACAAAUCUGUCAGCCUUGUAAAGAGUCCCUAAAAGAAUUGGAGGGGUUACUUGAUAAGCAUUCCAGCCUCUUGUCUGUGCACAAGCGGCCUCUCGAUAUUGCUCGCUGGGCAAGCCGUGAUAUGGGGGCAAUUCGCGCAAAGCUUCACGGUAACAUCAUGUCACUGUUAGCAUUUAAUGUCACUCUUUGCAGCGUUCGCACAGGUUCGAUCCUGACCAAUCAGACAGGUUCAAUUGAGCGACAGAUCCAAAUGCUGGCGAUGCAGACCGAUUCAAACGAGCGACAUAUUGAAUUGCUGGCAGGGCAAGCUCAAAUUCUUGAGACAAUGAACAUCAUAAAACAAGAAUACGAAGAGGGGACAAGGCAACGACCGGCUUACAGUCAAGUUCAACCUAAGGACCUUGCCAAAGACAACAGCGCGGCGUGGGAAGAGAUAACUUCCGAACUCGAAGCUGCUGGAGUAGAACGAAAAUCAACCGCACUAAACGAAUCUUUCAUCCGAGCGUGGAUCGAUGAGGUUGUGAACCCAGCCAUUCCUGACUCGGUCGAGUCAAACCUGGAUCACAAGCUUCAUGACAACUACAAUCGUUCAACGACCCCCGGCCCGCAUGCGCCACCGCAUGUUUCAACAACAUUACGAGGCUCUUCAACAGAUACACAUGCGCCUUUACCGUCAUCGAGGAGCUUUUCUGACUCGAACCCCACAACCGCAAUGACCCUUCGCGAUCAGCUUGAUUUCUCUGAAGCUCAGCACCUCCUACUUGGAAUAAUUGAUAAGUUCACAAAAGACGAUGGGCUAACAUUCGAAGAAGUAAAGAGUGUAUUCGACCUCUUGCGAAAGCCUGGUCAGGAUUUCGUUCUUCAAGUCCACCUUGAAGAUUGUGUCCAACGAAUGAACACCGCAAGGGAGACGCCGCUAAAAGGGAGCGUACUUACAUCACUGAUAGAUGCAAGAGAAGUUGAACGCAAUGGUAGAUGUUUGCUUGAAGAAUGGGGGGAUUUGAUCUAUUCACUUUGCAGUGCAUACUCUGCCGCUGAACGAGAGAAUCUUUUGGCGUUUUGCACUUUGUCAAAUGAACGUGGCAGACAACAAGCACUGGCCGAGAUCCAGCGGCUGGUAAAAAUGGAGAAUCUACAGUUCUGCCCCCCUCUGUGCUGGGCGGUGGAUCGUGGGCAAGAUUCUAACCGAUACCAGCUGUUGAAAUUUUCACGUCGACCACCAGAGGACCCGGUCGAUCACAUAUACUUGCUCGAUGGCGAACCAGUCGGGAGUGGACCAAUGUUGGACAUCGAGUCCUUCCAAGGCAUGUCCAUUGUUACCACGAAAAUUCUGCUGCCCAAGCUGAAUUCUUUCCUCAGCGCUUGGGAGCCGUUCUUGGAGACGUUGGAGCUGCACCACCGGUCUGAAUACGAGUCAUCUUUGCAGGCAAUUUUCGAUGCAGCGACCAAAUUCUAUGACCUGCAAGGGUCACAAUCGGCUUACGCGCGCAAUAUCCUCGACUGGCCUUUCGAGGCCGCCAGAUAUCUGCCUUACGCGAGCAUACUGCAGACCUGCCCUUCUAAUUUAUUGCUCGAAAUUCGGUCACGCUGCCUUGAACUGUUUACUCUAAUCGAGGGCUGUGUCUACGACUUAGUCGAAUCAAGUGAUACCUUGCUAAUCCCGAGCCAGCCGCUUGACCUUAUUCCUUCGACAGAUGGUCGCCGAUCAUCCUAUCAUGGAGAGCUCGAGAAUGCCCCAUGGCAAUUGCUGAGGAUGAAGGAUCGUGCCAAUCUAAUCAAAAAACUUAGUGCAACAUGGGACGAUAUACAGGACGAUAUCAAGUUGUGCAGCCCUUGGCUCAACGAAAAUGAUGUGAAUUUUGAGUCUCGAAUCUGCGACCACAUGGCGGAUACGAUAGAUUUCCGCAAGUUUCAGAAGUCGUUGCGCACCGUGAAUCGAGUGAUAUUACAAAUUCGCGACUUCGAGGGCUUGAGCAGCCGGCUUCCAAUGCAAAGCAAAGGCGUUCUGCGACGUAAGGUUGCAACUAGUGUGGAAGAUCUCGGGAUUGAUGUAGAGCACCAUUCUUCGACAGGCGGAAACCCUGUCGAAUCUCACGGUAGCCCAGGGUGGCUGUUUACAUUUAAUGCGAGAAAAGAUGAUUCUGUCUCUAUCAGGAUCCGGCUUCCAAAGACAGGCUCACUUCAGACAUUUAUCCAUUUCUUCGAGCUUCAGCACUUUACUGAAGGAGUUUCAAUCGAGAUGACACAACGAAUGGAUGAAUACCCAAUCAUUCUCGACAAGCCCUCUGUGAAGAUGCUCGUGUCCAUCUCUAUUCAUGAGCAAUGCCUACUGUCACCCGAAAAACAAGCCGUGGGCAUGAAAGAAGAAUGGACGAGCAAGGAAGACUUGUUUGGCCGAAGCUAUUACGAGAGCCAGGAUGAACGACGCUCGACGAUAAUAUUGUCUGCUCCGCCACAGGCAAAAUUCCCCUGUGGCGGUCCGACGAGGUCUGAUCUCCGCCAAAGAUUUGAGGUCAGGGACCGUGGUCGGCAAGACGGCAUAUCGGCAUCAUCUAGCUGCCAUGCCGGAAAUGAAGACGAGGUUAUUGUGUCGGACGGUUCAGUUGUUCACGGUCACAAUACAGAGAUGUCGAGACAAGAUGCGGCUCCGACCUCAAGCGAGACCGGCGAAUCCCUGUUUGGCCCUUUCUCCUUGGUGAUUCUGCUCCUGUCAAUCCUUUUCUGCUGCGUAAAAUUGUGGUUGUGGAUCGAGCAAUUCCUUCAGGCGGUUGGUAUACGUUUAGGGUUGCUAUAA
Molecule: messenger RNA, 2991 nt
Organism: Cladophialophora immunda
Lineage: Eukaryota; Fungi; Ascomycota; Eurotiomycetes; Chaetothyriales; Herpotrichiellaceae
Exons: 6
Coding region: 1-2991 (996 amino acids)
Source: RefSeq, a predicted model, not a curated record